AUGCUCAGCUUCCAGAGGGACCCCAUCCCGACCUCGCUCACGCGGCUCCCCACGGCCCUGCAGAAGAAAGCUGUGGGAAUGUUCCAGGAGAUUCUACACUACAUGGGGCUCAAGGGCGCGCCUGUCACCCACGAACGUGCGCUGGCGCAGACAGUGGUUCGCAUCCUCAAGUUGGUCCUUGGGAAGCCAGAGAUGCGGGAGGAGUUGUACGCGCAGCUGCAUAAGCAAACGCGGAAUAACCACGACAAGGACGCGUGCUUGAGGGCGUGGGAGGUGAUGCAUCUGUGCGCGUCGGUGGCGCCGCCGGGGGAGCAGCUCGGGAAGCCUAUUACCGACUACGUGCAUGAGGUUGCGAACGAUGCAGCGGUGGACGCGGAGGUGAUGUCCCAGGCACUUGCCACGUGGCACGCGCUCAACAAGGCGAUGAAGGUCGGGGCGAGGAAGAGGGUUCCGACCGUUGAUGAGCUGCUCGCGCUGAAGACUGGACGAGCGCUGAUGAAGGUCAAGACGAAGGUGUUCUUUGAGGACGAUACAUUCGAGGAGGUGGAGUACGACGCAUCCACAACCACUGCAGAGAUCUUCGAGGUGUGUGUGGUAGAGGAAUGGGGAAAGGACGGAGGUAGAGAGUGGAGUCGGAUCGAUAAAUGGGUAGAGGAAUCGGAUCGAGGACAUGAGGAGAGUGUGGCACGGAGUGGGGCAGCCCCGCGUGUUGAGGCUGAACCUGCUGGGUGGAGCUUCGGCGAGACGAGAGAGCGACAAGUGGAGCUGCGCCUGAUGUUCCGCAAGAAGAUUUUCCGGGACAACGAGAAGGCAAUAACGGAUCCGGUUUUCAUCCUGCUCUCGUAUCUGCAAGUGAUGCAUGACUACGGAGAGGGCAACUACCCCAUGCCCCCGGAUGACGUGGCGCAGCUCACAGCGUUCCAGCUCAUUGCGGACUUUGAUGUGCUGCCCGAGCCUGAAGCGACGCUCACGGCCAAACAGUCCCCAGGGGACAGGGGAGGUGGGUGGCCGUCCAGGCGAAAAACCCACCUCCACGUGUGUGGACCUCCGAGAGGUGGGUUUUCCGUCUGGGCGGCAAUGUUGGACUGCACGAGGAAGCAAACUAACGCCACUCAGGACUCCAAGAACUGGCAAGCGGAGGUGCAGAAACGGAUCCCAGUGCAGCUCCAGUCUCUGAGGGAGAAGCCACAGUGGGCGAUGGACGUCCUCACUCGCUACAAAGAGCUGCCAAAACUGACGCCUGAAGGGGCGAAGCAGCAAUCCCUGACGAUAAUUCGAGCCCUUCCCUACGGCUUGUCCUCCUUCUACCACGUGAGGCGCAUCCAAGAUCCCACUGGACUGCUGCCGGAGCGAGUGCUGAUCGGCAUCAACAAGUGCGGGGUGCAUUACUUCCGCCCGGUCCCAAGGGAGUACCUGCAUUCAGCAGAGCUGCGCGACAUCAAGCAGUAUGGCAGCAACCCCGCCGCCGUGUUCCUCAAGGUGCGCGUCGUGAGCUCGCUGCACGUCGUCCAGUUCGAGACCUCCCAAGGCGAGGAGAUCUGCCAUGCCAUCGAGACGCACACCAACGACGCCCUGGCCCGCCGCUCCGCCAGGGAAAGUGCGCUCCAGCACAACGCGCCGACGCUGGGUUCGGGGCCUGCUGGGGGUGGGGCGGCUGGGGAUGGGGGUUCGGGGGGAGGAGGAGGAGGUGGGGUGUUGGGGGAGGGGCAUGGGCAGGGGCCGCACCCGAUAACGGAUGACGAGCAUCGGACAGAGGAGUUGUCGGAGAGCUUGGCAAGGGCCGUCAUGCACAUUGAACAGUUGAACCAAGAAGUGGCAGCGCGGGCAGCAUCAGAGGCGCAGCUUCAGGUCGAGCUGCAGGCGGCGAAGGAGGCGCUGAGGCAGCAAGAGAUGGCGACCGAGGAGGCGGUGGAGAAGCGAGACAGGCUGGCCGAGAAGCUACGGAGGGUGGAGCGGGACCUGCACGUCGCCAUUGACAACUUGGCUUUGGUGGAUGCUGGCUUGCGUGAAUGGGGCUUGCAUACAGGAGGGGCGGUGGCGAGCGGCACGGGUGUAGGCGUGGUGUGCGUGGAUGAUGGGGCCAGGGGGGAAGAGGCGGAGGAGGGCAUGAGGGGGCAGAGGAGAGGGGCGAGGGAGCAGAGGAGGGCGGCAGCAGUGACUCGUGCUGCACGUGAUGCUGCCAUCAGGACAGCAUCAGUGGUGGGCGGAGGAGCGGGUGAGGUGGAGAGGGUAAGGUUGGGGGAGGAAGGGCUGUUGGUGAAAGCACGGAAGAGAGCGGCAGAGAGGUCGCACAGAAGGGAGAAACUGGCGGGGCGGGUGCCGUGA
Messenger RNA from Closterium sp. Naga37s-1, 2325 nucleotides. The record is from the annotation of a GenBank genome assembly. Lineage: Eukaryota; Viridiplantae; Streptophyta; Zygnematophyceae; Desmidiales; Closteriaceae.